UACGGAAGCCGAGGAGGGCGGAGAGCGUGCUCUGUCUGUGGGAAAUUUAGCGGUAGAAACCCAGGUAACGUCGGUGAGGAAGUAUCUUGGGUCCAAUGGCGACCGUGGAGGGUGGCAGCAGCGGCGAGAAAGGACAGGGCGGCGAGACCACCGUCACCUACUAUCGGUUGGAGGAGGUGGCGAAGCACAACUCUUUGAAGGAACUAUGGCUGGUGAUCCACGGGCGAGUCUACGAUGUCACCCCCUUUCUUAACGAGCAUCCCGGUGGAGAAGAAGUUCUGCUGGAACAAGCAGGUAUAGAUGCAAGUGAAAGCUUUGAAGAUGUAGGCCAUUCCUCUGAUGCCAGAGAGAUGCUGAAGCAGUACUACAUUGGUGAUCUCCAUCCGAGUGACCUUAAACCUCAAAGUGGUAGCAAGGGUCCUUCGAAAAAUAAUUCAUGCAAAAGCUGCUGGUCGUAUUGGAUUUUCCCCAUCGUAGGCGCUGUGCUCCUAGGUUUGCUGUAUCGUUACUACAUGGCGGAAAGUAAAUCCUCCUGAGGAGGCCUUGAUGAGGCCUAGGAAACACAUCCACCUGCGAGUGAAAAUGAGAGACUUGCUUUGGGGACCGCAGCAGUUGCCCUGGAAUCCUGCCAAUGAUAUUCUUCCCCCCUUAGAGCCGAGCCGUUUGACCAGACAUCCUCCUCCGGUCUGGGACCAGUGUCCUUCCUCUCCAGAGCCUCACUCCCGGAGCGCCUGCUCACUGCUGGGUCCUGGCCAGUGCUGCUCCUUGUCACUGGUUUCCACAGGUACCCUACACUUCCUGUGUGUUACUGAUUGCAGUUCACGUGCUGUGGUGAUGUCGCUCUGGGGAAAAUACCUGCUUUCUGUACUUUUAAUGCCCGUUAGAGAUUUUUAUCAGGCUAGCACUCCUGUCUUGAAAUUUUUGUCUAUUUUUUAAAAAUCUUUUUAAAAUUCUGAUUUGAUUGUAUUAUUUACCAUACAGAAUUUCAGUUGUAAAGUAAAAGUGCGUAUCUAUUACUUACCAUGUGACUGCCGGUGACCUUGUUCCCUAUUUAUGUUGGUUAAAACCAGAUCGAGCUCUGUGGCUAGCGCAGCUGGCAGCGCCUCCGCCCCCUCAGUCCAACCCCUUUUUUCCCCAAGGGGUGCUGGACAAAACCGCGCUUUCCUUUGCUCUCUUGGGGCUGGGAACGCCAACAGCAGAAUGAAAUGGACUGGGUGGGGUAACUGAACCCUGGAAAAUUAAAGAGUCAUCUUUUUCUUUGAAAAAUAUUUUUAAAACACUACUUUUAGGGCAAGAGUUUAGAGAAGGCACCAAAACGUUUUUCUUUUGUUUAGUUCUAGCUUGUAAUCAUCUCUUGUUGUCCCUCUUUUAUUAGUAAAAAUAUAAAUGUGUAAUUAUGUCUGUAGAACUUUCCCAAGGAUUCUUACUGCUUUUCGUAUAUUGAUUAGCAAAUUUUUGAUUCCCCAUUUUACAAAAGCAAGAGACUCAGUGAAAUAACUUCCAUAUAAAAUGUCAUUUGAAAAUGAAAGAUCAUGACAAGACACUGUUUUCCACUUCAUCUGUGUUUUUACUUCCAUGGCUCCAAAUUGUGGUUUUGUUUUGCUCAAAAUAAACAAUAAAAAAAAAAUCUGGUAGGUUUUUUUUUUUUUUUUGGACUUGUAUGUUUGUCUCAGUGAAAAGUAAGGUAUUUAGAAUUAUGUUGCCAGGAUUUCUUUGGCAUCUUUGACUUUAUUUUUUCCCUCAGGGAAGCACCUGGGUAGAAUCUGAAGGCUGUUUUCUGCCAGUAGCUUUGAUUUUUUUCUCCCUGUUCUCUGAGGGCUGCCUGCCUGAUUCUGGGCUGUGGUCAUAUCCAGCAGGGCACAAUUGGGUUAAAGUACCACAGACACUGCCCGGGAUCAAGCUCGCCAGGGACCUGACAAGACAGGAAACUGUACAGUGAGCCAGAGUCUGCCCAUGCAAACUUCAGAAAAAGUUCAAACCAGGUCUUGUGAUUUACAAUUGAAUGAAUUCUGAAUUCAUCAAGGUAAUAUUAAGCUUUUUUUUUUAUAUAUAUAUACUUGGAUACGAUACUUUAGAAUACCUUCUGGCUGAUUUUUAGAUACCAAUUGUGGUUUAAUUAAACUAAUAUCUUUAGAUUUUUUUUUAAAUUAGAAGAUGCCAUUUUGAGAAAAUAAUAAUAGAAAAAAUUUUUCGGCUAUUAUAUAACAAGUGAUAUAACUUGAUGCACCUCCAGUUAAACAAGAAGGAGUUUCCUGAAAUAAGGGUUGGGAUGUAAUUGCUGGACUAUGUAGGUUGUGUGAUCAUAUGGAGUAGUAAGUCAGAGUAGAGGGAAGAACAAAGGAGGAUUGAGGAGCAAGAAAGGCUACAUCAAGCUAAGCUAACAGCCAGAAGAUGGCUUGGAUCCGUUGUUAAGUGUGUUGGCAGUCUCUGAAACUGAAUGAAAAACAUAUGGCUUGUCAAAAAUGUUAAAGAACUAUAGUCUGAAGUAAAGUUACUGUUUAUGAUAUUUCAUAUUUCAUGGGGUAAACAAUUCAAAAAGUAUUGUUUUUCUGUUUCAUAUUUUUUUUCCUCUUUAUAUUUGGACUUGUUUUUUGCUGAGAGCCAGAAGGAAAAGCUUUUCAGACUUUGUUUCUGAUGUCCAUGGAAUCCAUCCAGUACACAGGGCCCCUUUUGACUACUGCUAGUGCAGUGUCACUCUGUAUUAUAAAAAACACUUCUGGGGGGCUGGGGAUUUAGCUCAGCCUGGCUGGCAAGUGCAAGGUUGUGAGUUUGAUACCUGGUAUCAAAACAAAUACAAAGAAAACCUUUUAGGUCCAUUUACUAUAAUUCUGCAUACAUAAAUAGCAAGGUGAAGUUUCUCCAGUGAGUUUGUAGGCUGGUCUCAAUGAAGUACACAAUAGAUAGCAAGCACGCUACAAUAUAUACAUAUAGCAAACUAGCCAAAUCCAGCAGAAAAGAUUUUUGUUUAAGAAGUAGACAUGAAUUCUCCAACAGUCUUGCCAUCAGUAGGAAAAGCCAGCCCUUGGUGGACAGUGUCUCCUGGUCUCCUGGGUGUUUGGUGGUUGUUUUGUUCUAAAGAAGGCCAGCUGCUGAUGUGCACCAUAUGCCCGUGCAGUGGCUGUGAUCCCAGAAGAGGAGGUGAGAGAAAUUUUAUGUCACCGAAAUGCAGGGUGUUAGUGCCCGCUUUCCAAAAUUUCUCAGGUCCUGACUCUUACAAAUUGUUUCUCAUUUUGAGACAGCUUUACAUUUGUAAAAGUAAGAAAGUGAUGAGAACGAAAUGUACAUUGUGUUUAGAUCUCAUCUGGACACUUAGAAACAAAAAUUCAUUGGACCCAAUCAUUUGAGCUUAUGCGUUCUUUUUACUAGUUACUAUAAAUGCUUAUGUGAACCAAGACUGCUGGGCUUAUGCUCUUUGAGUGCUGAUGCGGAGUAGCAGGCCAGGUAGUCAUUACUAUGACAUCUUAUGCUUAAAACCCAAAGUGAUGCCUGUCUGGUUAAAUUUCAUUUCAGGAGGUUGAGGUAGAGAACAGUAAUUUUUUUUUUUUUUUUUAUUAACAGUAAUGGUUUUUACCCUCUACUCCAGGAGAAAUAGAUUCAGAACUGUCUUGUCUCCACAAGAAAUCAAUUUUAUUAACCAUCACAUUCUGCUACCAGAUACCACAAAAGUAAUGGGGAGUGUAGUCACAUUUGGCUGCUGUGGUCUGGAGACGCCAAGUUGGGGAUUUGUGGGGGUGACUAAGGAGGGAAGGAGGUUCCAGAGAAGCAAAGGGACAUUUGUCAAGUCCAGUAGCCUGUCUCCAGCAUCUUACUGAUGGGUUUAGUAGCUGCUCCUUGCCCAGGCCUAUCUCCUACAUUUGCUAUUUAGGCAAAACAUUAUCUUACUUAUUUAACUUUCUAUUUCACCCUCGACUGAAUGAAUGUAACAUUCCUUUAAUUAAUAUUAACAUUCUGUCUGUGUAAUCAAUGACAUUUGUUUUCCUAUUUUAUUUCAGCAUUUUUGAACAGAGAUCUUUGUCUCCUUUGCUGGUACAGUGAUUGUUUGUUAGGACUACACACAAUAAACAUACUGUUUUCCUUUUCUUGCCAUGA
Molecule: messenger RNA, 4089 nt
Organism: Cavia porcellus (domestic guinea pig)
Lineage: Eukaryota; Metazoa; Chordata; Mammalia; Rodentia; Caviidae
Product: cytochrome b5 type B
Exons: 5
Coding region: 96-536 (146 amino acids)
Cellular component (GO): mitochondrial outer membrane; intracellular membrane-bounded organelle
Molecular function (GO): heme binding
Source: RefSeq, a predicted model, not a curated record